AAUUGUGAUGCGGUGACAGCGAAUGUCAGAAUGAAAGUUGACAGGUCAAAUUUUGGGAUUUUGUCGCACGUUGUUUGUCACCAAGAUUGAAAAAACGUAUUCCAGAUACCACAAUGUCAAAUGAACCAGAUGUCAUAAAAAUUAAUGCUCUCAAAAUAUUUAAUGGGACAUCAUCCAGCAACCAUUCAGAAACAAAGACACCGUUUUUGAUUGGAGUAGCUGGUGGUACAGCAUCUGGAAAAUCGACUGUCUGCAAGCGGAUAAUUGAACAGCUUGGACAAGCUGACAUGAACCAUGCAGAACGUCAGGUUGUUUGCAUAAGUCAAGACAGCUUUUAUCGUCAAUUGGAUUCUGGGGAAAAAGCCAAAGCUGAUAAAGGACUCUUCAAUUUCGAUCACCCGUCGGCGUUUGAUGAAGACCAUCUUCUUGAAACAUUGAAGAAAAUACUGGAAGGAAAGAAAGUCACUAUCCCGGUUUAUGACUAUAGGAGUAAUGCACAAUGUCCUGAUAAAGACCUGGUCAUUUAUCCAGCAGAUGUGGUUCUUUUCGAAGGUAUACUUGCCUUUUACUUCCCAGAUAUUCGCGAAUUGUUCCAUAUGAAAUUAUUUGUGGACACAGAUUCAGAUACACGUUUGUCACGAAGAGUUGUUCGAGAUAUUACAGAGCGUGGAAGAGACCUCGAACAGAUCCUGACACAAUAUAUGACCUGUGUAAAACCAGCAUUCGAAGAAUUCUGUUCGCCAACAAAAAAAUUUGCAGACGUAAUUAUUCCUCGAGGAGCUGACAAUACAGUCGCAAUUGAACUCAUUGUGCACCACAUUCGUGACACAAUUUUGCAGCCAAAAGGGUAUUUGAAUUGUCACAUUAAUGAAAGUAGUGAUAACGACGAUUUAAGACAAAAUGGUGUCAAAAGAGCAUAGGUCGAUGACACAGACUCGAAGAUCAUCAUUAACCCCACGUUGUAAUCAAAAUAAGUAUUGUUUAUAAUUAGCGUGUAAGCGCCCCAUCGGGUAACGAUUUUUAUAAGUUCACAUCUUUUUAACGAUUAAAUCCCUUGUGCAUUUGGAAGGAGGCUUUGGCUGAAAUUGCCAUAAUGAAGUUGCUUUAUAAUUGAUUUUCCAAAAAACAUACUUCAAAUUGCCAACGAUUAACAUAUAAGAAUAAAUAAAGAGUGAAAAGAAAAGGCUCAACUAGUCCUUCAAUAAACAUAUGGCGAUAACACAGAGUUAUUAGCUGUGCCUUUUUGUUUGAAUCGAACAGUUCAUUUUUACAUAUAACAGUUUUACCUUUUACUUAAAUAAACCAUUAGUUCAUUAGUUCAUAAUUGGUAUCAUAGUACGUAUGACCCCCGUGCUAAAUAAAUGUUCCAUUCUUCAAGUGAUUACGUUUUAAUUUUAUUGACUGUGACAACUAAUAUUCGUUACAGAUUUAUUUGAAUCCAUGAACACUAUUUUUUCAUCUCCCUGUAUGUUUAAUUAUCAAGAUGUCUUCUUUGUUCAAUGGGAACACAUGUAUUCAAAAAGCUCAUUUCAUAUCUCGACAGUUCACCUCAUGAAUUUUUGACGACUUGAAUUUCUGGAAUAGGGCCAAAAUCAAAUUUAUACUUACUAUAGUAAUAUAUUAAGAAUGCAGCGAAAACGGCUAGAAAUUCGAAAUUCAUAGAAUGAGCAACAUUAAAUUCAACGAGGACAAAGUAAUAAUGCAAAUUAUAAUUUUUCCAGUUUUUGGUUGAUAAAACAAUAAUCCCAACUUUGCUAACGCCAAUCCAAAAAUGUAUUUCUCUUAUUCAGCGAUCAUAAUUGCAUGGGAUGUUUUAUAGUUGCAUGAAGAUAAUGUUUUAUGGUUGUUCGAACAUUCUGAAUGAUUAUUACUUCCGCAAUUGUUAAGGUUUUAAUGUCCUCGGCAUCAAAUAUUCAGCACAUUUUUUUUGAACGUUUCUUUUGUUGGACAAUCGAAAUUGUUUACUCAAAAUAUUUGUAAUUAUUUCUUUCUCUACAUCAGCUGAGUGGUAAUAUAUCUUAUUUCUGAAUAAUACCAUAUAAAAUCUCAUGUUAAUAAAGUUAUAACAAAUAAAUGACUUCUAUAUGAAUACGUUCACUCAGUAUUCGAUUACCAAUAUUAAUUUUGAAUUUUUAGUUUGUAUCAAGCGAAUGUGUUUGUUUUCAUUUAUGAUUUGUAUUAUUACUUAGAAACUUCAAAUACGAUGCAAAUCUAAGUUGUUUACAACAAAUGUAAUAAUGGUUUAAAUCUUCAAAUAGAAUACAUGUAUAUCAAAUACUUUUGCCCAAUUUCUGGCAAAAGUAUUUACUUUAGUUUCGUAAGUUCGAGAGAGUUUUUAAGAGAGAAAAAAUGAAAAGGUUUAUUAUAGUUAAUGAAGCGACGAAAGAAUUAACAGCUUCUGAUAGCUUUUUCUAAACCGUGAACCAUAAACGAUAGAAAAUGUUUUUUCUUUGGCAGUUGCAAUUGAGUUGAUCGUGCAGCAUAUUCGUGAUUUCUUAAACAACCACGGUAGAAGUAUCGAAAAUGAAAUACAGUCUAACAAAGCUCAGACUAAUGAAGAAACUGAAGAAGGUGGAUCGACAUCAACACCGACUACACCGGUUCACGGUAAGAAGAAAAUUGAGUCACAUCCGCAUAAUAUGCACCGACCACAUUGAAAUUAUGUUCUAUUGAAAUAGAUUUUUUUGAGUGCUUUGAUUUUAUUACAUGGCCGAUCAUUACGGCAACGCGAUUUAUGCACUCAUUCACUAUAAAGAAUGGCAAAGUCGCAAAAUAAUAAUUCACCGGAUAAAUAGCAAAAAUAUUAAUAAUUAAAAUAUUCUUGAUCAAAUAUAAGAUCUUAUUCUGCUCAAUAUCGUUAUCAUAACUUUUAACUUGUAGAUGAUACAAAAAAAUCAAUUGAGGAUCUGAAAUAUGUUUUUUCCUUCUAAACGGCACUUUCACCAAUUCAAAAUUGUUCUAUUUUAUAACAAUAUCAAUAAAUAAAUUUAAAAAAAAAACAAA
Messenger RNA from Sitodiplosis mosellana (orange wheat blossom midge), 3003 nucleotides. It is a transcript of the gene Uck, whose product is annotated as uridine-cytidine kinase. The record is from RefSeq and is a predicted model, not a curated record. Gene Ontology annotation, cellular component: cytoplasm; cytosol. Gene Ontology annotation, molecular function: kinase activity; ATP binding. Bases 114 to 920 code for a protein of 268 amino acids. The transcript has 8 exons. Lineage: Eukaryota; Metazoa; Arthropoda; Insecta; Diptera; Cecidomyiidae.